AUGGCUUCUUCAGCAGAUCAGUCCCAAGAGGACCAAAUCAAAGAUCUUCUAGAAGACCUCGAUACAUACAGAUACAUCUACGAUGAUCUCCUCGCGACGCGAGGUGCUUGUGCAGAAGCCGACGAGCUUCAUGAUUCAAUCAGAAACAUGGAAGUCCAAGUUGCCGCGCUCCUCGUCCGAACACCUGCGGCUGCACCUCCACGCAUGGCGUCGAAUGGUUUUACUGGAAUCCCGGGGGAGUCAUUUGCAUCCCCUCACUGGCCUUCUGCUGCACCCUCGCCUUUUGCGGCCGGGUCCCGCCAAUCGACAGUACUACCAACUUCACCGACAAUGCCACCUUCUCCCGAUAAUUCUCGUAAACGCCAACGUCCGCUAUCUCACAUCUCCCCCACGAUGCAGGGAUCAUCAAAAAGGAUUGCUCCCUCUCAGCCUAGAUCCCGCAGAUCUCAACUCGAGAAGAUAGAUGCUGAACAAAAAGCUCGCCUGGCUGAGAAUAACCACUUGUAUAAGCAAUGGAUUGACGCGGCAGGUGACGAUGCAGAUCAAUUAAGGGAUCUCCUGGAAGAGCGCGAUGAACAGGCGAAGUUGAUUGAAACAGAGUUCCAAAUGGCACGAGACGCAGAAUUGGCUCGCGCGCUCCAAGCCGACGAGGAUCACAGUCAGCUCCCAAUAGAGGGCUUCAAUGAGCAGAAUGCAUGGGAUCUUCCAGACCGCACUCAACCGGUAAAACUCGAACCUAUCUCAUCAAAAGCCAUUCACGCCCCUCAAACAUAUGCCCCGAUAGCCCCAUUCAAUAAACUCACUCCGUUCAAUUCCGACGAUGAUCUUCAAGAAAUAACUGCUGAUUCAUUCAAUUCUCGAAUCGGCAAGCAGCCAGCCCACCAAUCCAGUUCCUUGAACUAUUCCCACCUACCAUCUCUCCCUUCGCCAUAUUCCAAGUCGGCAUACUCCUCACAGGCGUCCCAUGCUUCGCACAUGCUAUAUCCCUCCCAGUUGACAUACCCCUCCCAAAUGACAUAUCCCUCCCAGUUGACAUACCCCUCCCAAAUGGCAUAUCCCUCUCAAAUGGCAUAUCCUUCUGAAAUGGCCUAUCCCUCCCAAUUGUCGAACCUCUCGCAGGCGCCAUAUGCCUCACCAGCGGCCUCCUCUAGAGUUCUUCCUUGGAAGCGCGAGCCUUCAUACUCCGCAAUGCCGGGUGCCUUCGACAAGUUUGAGAAGGCCUUUGACCUGAUUCGCAAUCAGAACGAAAUAUUCGAUGAUGAUGCUGACAUAGCGGCCUACAACGAGAAAGAGUUCCCUGAGGAUAUCAAGAACUUGCUCAGCGGUAUCAAAGACAUCCGGGAGGCAACUAAAGCAGACAAUGAGGAGACACCGAGUGCGCUUCGAGUCACAUUGAUGAAGCACCAGAAGAUCGGCCUUAGAUGGAUGAAAGCCAAAGAAGAGAGCAGUCACAAAGGAGGAAUUCUUGCGGAUGACAUGGGCCUCGGUAAGACUAUUCAAGCGAUCGCGCUGAUGGUUGCUCGUCCAUUUGAAGAUGAAGAGCGACGCCCGACUUUGAUUGUCGCGCCCAAGGCACUUAUGGAUCAAUGGAGACUCGAAAUUCAGCGCCAUGUCAAGCCGGGAAGACACCAAUUAUCAGUUUUGAUCUACCAUCAACGGCGCAGGCCCUGGAAGGAGCUCAAAAAGUACGAUGUCAUCAUCACGACGUUUGGUACCAUUACUGCGCACUACAAAACAUUGCUGUCAGCGGAAAAGAUGGCAGAGGAAGGACGGGAACCUGCGAUAAUUCAAGACUUCAAAAAUCUGGCGGGUCCUCUCAAUCCUGCCGCCAAGUGGCACCGAGUCAUCAUUGAUGAAGCACAGAACAUCAAGAAUCCAAGCGCAAAAUCUUCAACAGCAUGUUGUCGACUCAAUGCUACCUACCGCUGGUGUCUGACUGGUACGCCCAUGAUGAAUCGUCUCGAAGAUUUCCAGUCGCUAUUGGGAUUCCUCAGGAUUCGGCCUUACAGCAACCCAGCAAAGUUCAAAGCGGACUUCGUCAAACGCAUCAAAUCUGGCUGGGGAGGAGAGGAUGUUAUGAAGCAACUACGCGUCCUAGUCAAGUCCGUCUGUCUCCGACGUACAAAAACCUCCAAGAUUGAUGGCGAGCCCAUCCUGCAACUCCCACCCAAGAUCACCGAGAAGGUCCAUGUUGUGUUUGAUGAGAGGGAAAGCCAGGUUUAUGAAGAGCUCAAUACCUCCACUCAAAGGCAGAUCACCCGAUACCUUGACUCCGGAACGCUAGGCAGAAACUACAGCCAUGUUCUAGUUCUCCUUCUCCGUCUUCGGCAGGCAUGCUGUCAUCCCCUCCUCAUGCAGGAGUUCCGAAACGAACCUGCUCCGUCUAUCCCAGGGGUAGACAAGAUCGCCAACGCCAAGCUUCUGAGCCCCGCUGUAGUUCAGCGUAUCAUAUCAAAUGACGGUGAAGAGGAUGGUACCUGCCCUGUCUGCAUGGAUAGUGUCAAAAAUGCGACUAUCUACAUUCCAUGUGGACACCAUGUGUGCUCGGAGUGCUGGAUUCGAAUUUCCGACUCUGCACUUGCAAACGGAGCCAUCAACCUUGAGGACGAUGGUCCAGCUGUGAUCAAGUGCCAGAAUUGCCGAGGGCCUGUGGACCCUGCGAAGCUCACUGACACUAAUGCCUUCAGGCAGGUUCACGAUCCAAGCUCAGUGCCUGACUCUGCCGCCGGAGCUGACGAUACCAACGGGGCAAAUGACGAUGAAGAUUCAGAAGCGACAGCUAGCAGUGACGAGUCUGAGUCCGAUAGCUCUACUGAAGAGGGCGACGGGGCACCAAAGAAGAAGUCAAAGUCAAAGUCUCUGGCCGAGCUGCGAAAGGACGCUUUGAGAAACAAGGCCGAGAAGAAGAAAUAUCUUCGCCGCCUCGAGAAGGGCUGGUUCCCCAGCACAAAAAUUACCAAGACGCUGGAGAUCCUCCAAGCCAAUGUAGACCGCGGCCAAGACGAGAAAACCAUCAUUUUCAGCCAGUUCACCUCCCUCUUGGAUCUUCUCGAAGUCCCCCUCAGCAGUCGCGGGUGGAACCACACCCGCUUCGACGGCAGUAUGAACCUCAAAGAACGCAACGCCGCCGUGACAGCUUUCACCAACGACCCUGACUGCAAGAUCAUGCUCGUCUCCCUCAAGGCCGGUAACUCGGGCUUGAACCUUGUUGCCGCCUCGCAUGUCAUCAUGUUUGAUCCUUUCUGGAACCCGUACAUUGAAGAUCAGGCUGUUGAUCGUGCUCAUCGCAUCGGGCAAGUCCGAGAAGUAUUCGUCCACCGCCUGCUUAUUGAGAAUACCGUCGAGGAUCGCAUUGUUACUCUCCAGGACCAGAAGCGUGAGCUGAUCAGUGGUGCUCUCGAUGAGGGCGGUACUAUGAAUGUCUCCCGACUGGAUGCAAGGGAACUUGCUUAUCUCUUUGGUGUGAGAGACUUGUAA
Molecule: messenger RNA, 3477 nt
Organism: Penicillium vulpinum
Lineage: Eukaryota; Fungi; Ascomycota; Eurotiomycetes; Eurotiales; Aspergillaceae
Exons: 5
Coding region: 1-3477 (1158 amino acids)
Cellular component (GO): cytoplasm
Molecular function (GO): ATP binding; ATP-dependent chromatin remodeler activity
Source: RefSeq, a predicted model, not a curated record